GAUACGCACACGCACACGCGUACGCGACACGCUCAUCCUUCUCGCUGCUUGCUCCCUUUGCAUGACGAGCACCACAGUCGUGAGUCAAGAUUCAAAUCGGGUGCAGCUGCGCACGCUCGCCCCGCUCCGAGAUCGCCUCAGAGGAGCCGCGCGCAAGAGGCCCGCCAGCCAAACGUCACCGCACCACGCGACUUGCCCAUUGCGCGCGCCAACCCCCCCUCUCCCAAGCGCUUGCUUCACCAUGCAAAGACACGGAGGCAGGUUCGUGGCGAAUCUCGAUAGCGAGGCUAAAAAGUUGCCCAGGGAGCCGGUAGUCGUCUGGAGGAGACAGCGCGUAUCUGCGGCAUCGGCAGGAGCGGAUAGCAGCAGCAGCAGCAGCUCGUCCUACAAGAUGCUCAAAUGGGUCAAUACGGGACACACUGUCACAUUUCCCGAGAGCGCAGACGAACCUAGAGGUGAAGAAGCGCAGGCUGAAGUAGCUGCUGUAGAAGCAGAAGCGCUUGCCCAAGCAGAAGCUCAAGCAGUCCAAGUGCAGGCAGAAGCAGAAGCAGCAGCUACGCACAGUCACAACAGCGGCCACACGAGCGCAGAUACGCCCAUGGACCUUCAUGAUCGGAUCGGUCAAGCGAGCGGAGAUGCGAGCAGCGGCGGUGCGCCGUUUGUGGAUGGUACGGGAGCUGCGAUGCAAGUGGAUGAGCAAGUCGAUCUUGGCGCGCCUCCCGCAUCGACCGGUGUGCAGCCCGUCUCGCAAUCCAUCACCCAAUCAUCCACUCCUCUGCCCCCGAGCAGCACCGUUCAUGCUCGGUCACGAGGAGCUGCUCGUUGUGAAGCGAACUGUCCGCUCGGUUUGCUCCCAUGUAACAGUAGUAUCCGUGCACAUGCCCGUAAACAAUACAGCUUAUCCAGAACGGGCACACGCAACCUUUGCAGCGCCCCCCAGCCACGGAAAUCACGAGCAACGCGGAUGAGACAGUCAUGACAUUAGAGAAGGAGAGGAGAUGGGUCAAAAGCCCAAGGAAGCACAAAGAGCGGCGGCGGCGGCGGCGGCGGCUCGAUGCGCGCUUCCCGUCGGGUGCUUGCCGUAGACUCAGAUACGAGGAACAUUGUUUUCCGCUACGCGACA
This is a messenger RNA of Ceraceosorus guamensis, 1123 nucleotides long. RefSeq lists its product as hypothetical. Bases 62 to 979 code for a protein of 305 amino acids. Lineage: Eukaryota; Fungi; Basidiomycota; Exobasidiomycetes; Ceraceosorales; Ceraceosoraceae. The transcript is spliced from 3 exons. The record is from RefSeq and is a predicted model, not a curated record.